Messenger RNA from Drosophila ficusphila, 2819 nucleotides. RefSeq names its product zinc finger protein on ecdysone puffs (gene Pep). Bases 239 to 2362 code for a protein of 707 amino acids. The record is from RefSeq and is a predicted model, not a curated record. Gene Ontology annotation, molecular function: nucleic acid binding; zinc ion binding. The transcript has 5 exons. Gene Ontology annotation, cellular component: nucleus. NCBI's taxonomy places the organism in Eukaryota, Metazoa, Arthropoda, Insecta, Diptera, Drosophilidae.
ACUGGUAACACUGGGAAGCCAUUUUUUUUUUCGUCGUCGUGAAAUUUUGGAGCACGAAAGUAUUUUCGCGUAGCAGCAACUUGCUAAAGAAAAAAAAUCAUAGUGCAAUAAUCCAGUAAUUGGCAAAGCGGCGUUGCAUCAUUUCUGAGCUUGUAUUAAGUUAAUUGCUCGCUUAAAUACGAAUCCUACAUUUCACAUCCCAUAAACUCUCCCACAAAACCAAACACCCUCCAAAAUUAUGGUCAGCGUAAAGGUCAACGGAAAUCCACAGAAUCGUUUAGCAAACAACCUUAAGGUCAACGGCAACAUGGCAUUCCGUGGCAACCAGAACCGCAACCGCAACUUUGGAGGCGGCAACAACAAUUAUGGCGGACCGAUGGGCGCCAACCGCAUGGGCGGCAUGAACAUGUCGCCAUGGGAGUCGCAGAAUCCCGGCGGCGGCCAGUUUGGCAACAACAUGCGCCAAGGUGGCGGUCAGAUGAACGCCCAGGCCAUCAACCUGGCCAACAAUCUGCUGAACAACCUCUUCAGGAACCAGAAUCCACCAUCGCUCCUCGAUCUGCCUCGCGGCGGCGGUGGCAUGGGAAAUCGCAACCAACGCGGCGGCCCGAUGGUCAGUCGCGGCGGCGGUGCCGGCAAUCGUCUCAAUAACCGUCGUGGCCAGGGAGGUGGCUUCCAAAAUCGUGGCGCCACUGGUAGUGGACCCAAGCCCCCGCAAAAGCAGGGCGGCGGCGGUAUUCGCAAGCAAAAUGCUUUUGAUCGUGCCAAGAAACUUUUGGCCAAAAAUGCCAACCAAAAUAAAAAGAAGGAACCCACUCCUGGCGAAAAGAAAAUCGAGAGCCCCACCAAGGAGUCGCCGUACGCUAGUGUGCCGAACGACAUGUUCUACUGUCACCUGUGCAAGAAGCACAUGUGGGACGCCAACUCGUUCGAGAACCACAUCAAGGGACGCACCCAUCUGAUGAUGCGCGAGGGCAUCGAGGAGAGCUACCGCCUGAAGGCCAACAUGAUCCGGCAGGAGGCCAAGAUCGCCGAGCAGCUCAAGUCGAUCGAGUUCGAUCGCUUGAAGCGCAUGGGAAAGAGCAAGCAGCGCCAGCUGGACUACUGCACCAUGUGCGACCUGAACUUCCAUGGCCACAUCUCGACGCAUCGCAAGUCGGAGGGCCACUUGCAGCUGAAGAAGUUCCUGCACCCCAAGUGCAUUGAGUGCAACAAGGAGUUCGCCACUCGCAUCGACUACGACACCCAUCUGCUGUCCGCCGAGCAUCUGAAGAAGGCCGCCGAGAGCAACACCAAGGUGGGCGAGCGCAAGCGCCAGACCUUGCCCAUCAGCACCGAGGAGGAGGAGACACGCGAUCUCCGCCUGCCCCAGAAGCGCAAGAAGAAGCCGGUCAAGAAGGAGGGCGAGGCCGCCGAUGGCGAGUCGAAGAAGGAGGGCGCCGGCGAUGGCGAGGCUGCCGAGGGCGAAGAGGCCGAGGGCGAGGAGGCCAAGGAGGGUGACGAGGCCGCCGACGAGACCAAAGAGGGCGAGGAGCUCAACGAGAGCCAGGAGGAGGAGGAGGUGGCCCUGCCAGUGGAUCCGGAGGACUGCAUUCUCGACUUCACCGACGGCGACGAGAUCCCCAGCGAGGUGGACACCCGCCUGCCCAAGUACAACUGGCAGCGCCCGGUCGGUCCCGGCCUGAUCUCCAAGCUCGAGUGCUACGAGUGCUCGGUGUGCAGCAAGUUCUUCGACACCGAGGUGACCGCCGAGAUUCACUCGCGCACGGCCACCCAUCACCGCAACUUCCUGAAGUUCAUCAACGAGAAGUCGAGCGACACGAAGAUUGCCCAGAAGCGCGCCGCCGCCGCUCUGGAGGAGAAUGAGCGCAAGAAGCGCAAGGUGGAGGAGGCCGAGGCCCCAGCCGCCGAGAGCACCGCCACCGAGGAAGCCGCCGAGGGCGCCGAGGGAGAGCUGUACGAUCCAUCGGAGGCUACCGGUGAUGAUGACGAUGUGGAGAUGGUGGAGGACAAUGCCGAGGGCGAGGGCGACGAGGAGGUCGAGGGAGAGGGCGAGGACGAUGGCGCCGGCCAGGACAACGGUGAGGAGGAGAUGGAGGCCCAAGACGAGGAGCAGGAGGCCGAGCCCGAGCCCGAACCGGAACCAACUCCGGCCAAGGCUCCGGCUCCCGCUGAACCAGCUCCCGUGGCCAAGACGCCAGCCAAGACCCCGGCCAAGGCCGCAGCUCCAGCGGCCGCUGCAGCGGCGACGCCGGACGCCUCGCCAUCUCCGGCCAAGAAGGCAACGCCAGCUCGUGCCGCCGCCGGUCCGAAGGCCACGCCGCAAAGACAACGCGCCCGCGGUCGCUACAACCGCUACUAAUUAAUUAGGCGGCGGAGGAGGAGCUCGUAAUUUAACAUUAACACAUAAACACUUUAACUCUAUACAAGAAAAUAUAUAUACAUUCACGGCCAGGAGGAGGACGAUGAACCAUGAACCAUGAACAAACAGAUGAAAUCGAUCUCUUGCCACAUUUUGACAUUUGCAUCCCGAUUUGCAUAAAAUAAUCUGAAUGAAAGGAGGAAACUGACAAGGAGACGGACGCCUUCACACUGAAACAACAGUUGACCACAUUGUAUCUGAAGACGCAACAACUUCUCGAUACUGUGGCGGGGGAGAACACAAACAACUUGGUUGAAUUUGAAUCGAUUUCCAUAUGAUCUACACUGAAUUCCCCCUCCCAGCACUGCAUACCAUACCAGCCAACAAGCAACCAUUCAACUUAUGUAAUCAUAAAAUUUUAAAAUAAACAAAGAAACAAACGUAGAUGUAAAACAAA